This is a messenger RNA of Fusarium verticillioides 7600, 348 nucleotides long. RefSeq lists its product as hypothetical. The transcript has a single exon. Bases 1 to 348 code for a protein of 115 amino acids. NCBI's taxonomy places the organism in Eukaryota, Fungi, Ascomycota, Sordariomycetes, Hypocreales, Nectriaceae. The record is from RefSeq and is a predicted model, not a curated record.
AUGAUCCCCAUUUCUACGACCCAAGAUUUUGCCCACUGCCUUGAAUUGCUCAGGCGGGAUCACAUUAGGAAGAAUCCUGCUGUCAAUACUGAGCAACAAGCAACUCAUGAGAACUUAGUAUCCUGGUGCGUCGAAGGCAACUCUCUUUCAAGAGACCAGGUCAAUGUUCUGACCGGAAUCACCUCUGGAUUCCGAGGCUUCGCAGACCUCUACUCCAGCCCAGGCGGCCGGGCUGCAAUAUGCGAAUACCUUGGAGAUAGCGAUGGUGAGCGAGUCGUCUCGUUUCUCUCCAAUGGCCCGUCACACGUCCGCGAGCAACCAGGAAUAACAGAUGCACCCAAUAUGUGA